Molecule: messenger RNA, 795 nt
Organism: Macrosiphum euphorbiae (potato aphid)
Lineage: Eukaryota; Metazoa; Arthropoda; Insecta; Hemiptera; Aphididae
Source: the annotation of a GenBank genome assembly
AUGAACGAUUUAAAAAAUAUACAAGAAUUUAAAAUUAAUGAAGAUAAUUUGAAAUACGGGCUUUCUACAUUGCAUGCGUGGAUCAAUUUUUUGAAAUGCAUUUUAAAUAUUUCAUAUAAAUUAAAUAUCCACGAAUCAACUAGUCGCAUGUCUAAAGAAGAGAAGGGGAAAGUUUUACAACAAAAAAAAAAUAUUCAACAAACAUUUUGGAAUGAUAUGGGGAUAAAAGUUGAUAAAAUAGUACAAGGUCAGGGUACAUCGAAUACUGGGAAUGUAGCAAGGAGAUUUUUUAAAAAUGCAGAAAUGUCGUCAAAAAUAACAGGUGUUGAUUUAAAUCUAAUUAAAAAAUUAGGUGAUAUAUUAAUUGCAAUAUCUAGUGGAUAUGAAAUUAAUUUUGAGUCAUUUGAUGAAUAUUGUAAAGAAACAGCCGAAUUAUACAUUGAGUUGUAUAAUUGGUAUCGCAUGCCUCCAAGUAUGCAUAAAAUUUUGUUACAUGGUUCUAUUGUAAUAAAACAUGCACUUGUACCAAUAGGAUUAUUAUCUGAAGAAGCCCAAAAAGCAUGUAAUAAAAAUUAUAAAAAUUUUAGGGAAAAUCAUACUCGCAAAAUAUCAAGACUAAGUACCAAUACUGACUUAAUGCAUGCUCUAUUGAUUAGUUCAGACCCAGAGAUAUCUUCUAAGCGAAACAUUUUGAAAACACCAUUUACAGAAUUACCAUCCUCGGUAAAACAAUUAAUAAUUACAGAAAACGAUGAAGAAACAGAAGAUUCAGACGUAUGUUCUGAUUCAGAAUAA